This is a messenger RNA of Acaromyces ingoldii, 687 nucleotides long. Its product is annotated as mitochondrial glyco protein. Gene Ontology annotation, cellular component: mitochondrial matrix. Gene Ontology annotation, biological process: cytosolic ribosome assembly. NCBI's taxonomy places the organism in Eukaryota, Fungi, Basidiomycota, Exobasidiomycetes, Exobasidiales, Cryptobasidiaceae. The transcript is spliced from 4 exons. The annotation marks the transcript as partial. The record is from RefSeq and is a predicted model, not a curated record.
CAGGCCCGCCUCCUCUCGACAACCCGCCCCGUUCUGGGUGCCGGUGAGCACGACCAGGAGCUCUCGUCGCGCCUCGCCCAGGAGAUUUCGUACGAGCAGGAGACGGCUGCCCAGAUUCAGCGCGAGUCUGGCGGAUCCGAGCCUGCGUUUCUGGCCGAAUUCAGGCAGGCUGGCGUCUGGAAGAUUGAGGAUGUGGCGGGCAGCGACGAGAUUGCGCUGACGAGGGACUUUGGAAACGAGCACAUUCGCGUCCUCUUCUCCAUCGGCGACAUUGACACCGCAGACGUGCAGAGCGACAUGGAUGAUGCCGAUGCAGAGGGAAAGGAGGACGAGGACACACCUAGCUUCCCUGUCCGAUGUGCCAUUACCAUUUCAAAGCCCAACCAAGGCGCGUUGACCAUCGAUGCUCAGGCCGUUGACGGCGACUUCAACAUUGAGAACAUCAGCUUCUAUAAGGACCCCAAGCUGGCCACCGAGCUGACGGCCGAAGCUGAUUGGGCGCGAAGAGGCCUCUACAUUGGUCCUCAGUUUGAGACGCUCGAUGAGGCCGUCCAAGCACAAUUCGAAUCAUUCUUGGAGGAGAGGGGUAUCGCCACGGACCUGGCUCUCUUCAUCCCCAACUUUGCCGAAUACAAGGAGCAGAGAGAGUACUGCUCCUGGCUCGAGAAUGUCAAAGCUUUUGUCGAC